Messenger RNA from Ipomoea nil (Japanese morning glory), 996 nucleotides. RefSeq names its product sm-like protein LSM1B. The record is from RefSeq and is a predicted model, not a curated record. The transcript has 5 exons. The coding region runs from base 379 to 765 and encodes 128 amino acids. Gene Ontology annotation, molecular function: RNA cap binding. Lineage: Eukaryota; Viridiplantae; Streptophyta; Magnoliopsida; Solanales; Convolvulaceae. Gene Ontology annotation, cellular component: P-body; Lsm1-7-Pat1 complex. Gene Ontology annotation, biological process: deadenylation-dependent decapping of nuclear-transcribed mRNA.
UAAUCUUUUUGGGGCCAUGAGAAGGCAGAAGUGCUAGGGGAAGCUUGGCCUUCUAUUUCUCUCUCGCCAGAUUUCUGUAGUAAAUACUCCGUGGCUCCGUGCGUCACAACGGUAGUUAGGGUUUUCCCAGAUCUGAAUCAAAGCGCAAAAGUCAGCAAGUUUCUCCCUCCAACCCUUUUUCCGUUUGGGUUUUAGCAUUGGACUUUUUCAAGAUUCAAGAACUGGGGUUUUGGGGAGCAAUAUAAGCCGAGGGUAAUCCGAGCUGCCAAUGCAAUUUGGAUAUAAAUUGGAGAAGUUUUCGGUGAAUUUUCUGAUACCGGAAAAGCUGAGCUACUUUGAGCGUACAACUCCCAUUCACCUUCAUCAUCAUCAUCAAUAAUGUCUUGGGCUAGUGCGGAGGACAUUUAUCUCUCUACCUCUCUUGCCAAUUAUCUUGACAAGAAAAUUCUUGUGUUGUUACGAGAUGGUCGAAAGCUUUUGGGGAUACUUCGCUCUUUUGACCAAUUUGCCAAUGCUGUUCUUGAAGGAGCUUGUGAACGUCUUAUUGUUGGUGAUAUCUAUUGUGACAUGCCGUUAGGAUUAUAUGUAAUCCGUGGAGAAAAUGUCGUCUUGAUUGGUGAGCUGGAUUUGGAUAAGGACGAACUUCCGCCACAUAUGACCCGCGUUUCAGUACCAGAGAUACGAAGGGCGCAAAAAGCAGAAAGGGAGGCAUCGGAUCUCAAAGGCACAAUGCGAAAGAGGAUGGAAUUCCUCGAUAUGGACUGAGAUAUAUUUUGCAGCGAUGUCAGGUUCCUCUGCUCUUGUACUUGCCUCCCGCAACUAUUUUAUCGCGGUUGCCUGCCGGGUGGGCACAAAAAUGUAACUAGGACCCGAAGAUGGUCAAACAUUGCCCCCCGGAGUUCCCUUUAUUCAUCGUUUUUAUACAUCAUUGUAAAAUUCACAAUACAUACAUUCUUGUUUCUAGAUUUGCAAUCAUAUUUCGCGCAUUCUUGCUCA